Molecule: messenger RNA, 2176 nt
Organism: Notothenia coriiceps (black rockcod)
Lineage: Eukaryota; Metazoa; Chordata; Actinopteri; Perciformes; Nototheniidae
Product: proline-rich protein 5-like
Exons: 8
Coding region: 329-1426 (365 amino acids)
Biological process (GO): TORC2 signaling
Cellular component (GO): TORC2 complex
Source: RefSeq, a predicted model, not a curated record
UCUCCACAGUAAGCUGAGGUUGGGCAGCAGCUCGUCCUCCAGUCUGAACGACCUCUCGCAGGCCAAAGCCCCGGGGGGGGGAGAUAAGGGAGGAGCAGCUGGGGGCCUGUCUGAGGAGUGCAGCAGGGACAGAGGGACCCAGAAGAGGAGUGCCGGGGCCAACGCCACCUGGAACAGCAUCCACAGUGCAGUGAUAUCAGUGUUCCAGAAGAAGGAUCUGGGAGAAAAUGAACUCUACACUCUGAAUGAAGGUGUCAGGCAGCUGCUGAAGACAGAGCUGGGCUCCUUCUUCACUGAGUACCUUCAGAACCAGCUACUCACUAAGGGCAUGGUGAUACUGAGAGACAAGAUCCGCUUCUACGAAGGUCAGAAGUUGCUGGACUCCCUGGCCGACACAUGGGACUUCUUCUUCUGUGAUGUUCUGUCCAUGCUGCAGGCCAUCUUCUAUCCUGUACAGGGAAAAGAGCCAUCAGUGCGUCAGCUGGCUCUGCUUCACUUCAGGAACAUCAUCACCCUCAACCUGAAACUGGAUGAGGCUCUGUCUCGACCCCGAGCCAGAGUCCCUCCUUCUAUCAUACAGAUGUUGCUAAUACUACAGGGCGUCCAUGAAUCUAAAGGUGUCACAGACGACUACCUGCGUCUGGAGUCUCUGAUCCAGAAGGUGGUCUCUCCCUACCUCGGGACGCAUGGGUUAUACUCCAGCGAUGGAUCCUCCAAUCUACACUGCUCCUCCUGCCUUUUAGAAAAGCGUUUGCAGCGAUCAUGGCCCUCUAAACCAGGCUCCCCCGGGGUUAAGAACCCAGUGGUACGCUCCAAGAGCUACAACGUUCCCAUGCUGACCCCCGUGGUGGAGUAUGACGUGGACUCCUUCACAGGUGUCAGACGACACUCCGGUGUCAGGCGACACUCCGUCUCAGGGAUGACUUCCUGCUUGGAGGAGAGCAUCUCUUUGGCUGAAUCCACAAACACUGCCCCCAGCAUCACCAGCAUCACCAGCAUCACCAGCAUCACCAGCAUCACCAGCAUCACCAGCACGUCCAGCUUCCACAACCAUUCUCCAGCCUCCACAGCCUCUGCUUCACUGUCAGACACUGUGACCUUCAGCCAGGAGCCCCCCCCAGGAGCCCCUGACUGUCCUGCCAGUCCCCACCCUCUCCGGGCACAGCAUCACUCCCCCUGCAUCCUCCCAGAGCCGUCCCCAGGAGAGGACACCCACUGCACAGGCUCGCUGCAGUCAGACUCCCCCGCCUCCCUCAGAGCGCUGGCUCAGGACACCAGCUCCGGCCCCAGCCCUGCAUCCAGCCCGGAGGUCCUGAGGGGCCACGUCCCUGAGUCUUUGGACUCUGAGCCAGAGCACGAUGGCAUCUUUCUGGACUUCUCAAAACACUGUUCUGAAGGGUCGGACACACAGCAGAGUGUGGCGUGACACACACACAGACACACACAUGCAGACAGAUGCACACUGAUGCAGGACGACAUUCCUUACGCACUGGGACAAUUCCUACUGUUUUAUUGAGACUCAAAAUGAUCAGGGAUUUUUUUAACUGAAUAUUUUUUAUGGAAAAGGUGAUCACCCAUACCUAGAAUCAAGUCUAACCACAUGCUGACUCACAGAAAUAAAUAUGUUGCCUUUUUUAAAGUGUUGGCACUAGGCUAGAAACAUCAGCUCUGUCUUUUUGGGCAGCCAGGAUCACAUGCCUCCCUCGGAAGUUUUUUCUACCGUUUUUUUCUUUUUAAUUAAAACUUUGAAAACACAUGAAGCUAGUGAAAAGACAUCCCAGGGGGAGGGGCACAUGUUGAAAAAUAAUUGUCAAAAUAUCUUAAAGAGGCUAUUAAAUACAUUUUUUAACACGUUAAAUGUAAAGGUAACUCUCCAGUUCACCCAAUGAUGCUUCUGUAUUGCUUGUUGAACAGCAACUUAUUUUAUUAGUUGAUCAUUCGAAUAUUAAUUUGAAUGUUGCAAUCUUUUAUUCUGUGUCAAAUAUUGAAUGAGCUGUAUUUUCAAAGCAGUUUAAGUUAAGAAGGAGCUCAAAUCAGUUGCAAUGUGUCUUUUUCUCUAAGGACCCAUAAGAUCCAGGACGUUUUUAUUAAAGAUAUUAUGAUCUAAAACAUGUUUGGAUAAAAACACUGAUAAUUACAUUUCAAUACAUAAGUUUGUAAAAUAAAAAUCUCUUAG